AUGGCCCGUCACCGUCACCGUCAACGAAAGUUGCUCCUAGCAAUGCUUCCAACAGAAGAAUGGCUCAAACACCGUGCCGAAACAAAGAAUCUCGGGACAUUCGAGGACGCCUAUUCCUCAACGCACGCCAUGGCUUGCGCCAUACGGGAUCUCAUAACGGAAGCCCAUCUCUUUGGCAUUGCAGAGUGGGUUCUCGUAUUAUAUCAAGGCAAACCGAGGCAGGCGGUAGGAUUGGCCAGUAAUAGGCCGAAAGAUAGAUGGCCAAGGUUUCUGGAUGAAGAUAUUGACCGUUUGAAGCGAAUUCUGGGCACGGAUGAUGAACCUAUGUGGUAUCCGGAGUACGACUACUAG
Somion occarium is the source of this 351-nucleotide messenger RNA. The record is from the annotation of a GenBank genome assembly. Lineage: Eukaryota; Fungi; Basidiomycota; Agaricomycetes; Polyporales; Cerrenaceae.